Messenger RNA from Salvelinus fontinalis (brook trout), 2116 nucleotides. It is a transcript of the gene lsm2, whose product is annotated as smx5. Gene Ontology annotation, biological process: mRNA splicing, via spliceosome. Gene Ontology annotation, molecular function: RNA binding. The record is from RefSeq and is a predicted model, not a curated record. Lineage: Eukaryota; Metazoa; Chordata; Actinopteri; Salmoniformes; Salmonidae. The transcript has 4 exons. Bases 1303 to 1608 code for a protein of 101 amino acids. Gene Ontology annotation, cellular component: U6 snRNP; P-body; U4/U6 x U5 tri-snRNP complex.
UCAUUGUUUUAUAUUAACGCAUUUAACUUUUUAUAGCGCUUUUUCGUUAGACAAAAUCUAAAAUCGCUUUAUCAAAAAUAAACACGUAGUACUUUAUAGGAAUUAAAAUAUAGGCUACAACAGUAGCUAGGUCAAGUCUGAGUGGUGUCCGUGAGAGAAUCUGGAAGCUCAGAGCGAGAUGUUUUAACACCGUUUUAAAACUAUGGCGCCCGACAUGGUUCAAUGUACCAAUAAAUCAGUACGAUCUACUUUGUUGUUUUUUUUCUUCUAAUUGUCGGCAUCUUGGAGCAAGAAUUGGGAUCAUGUAUACUGUGGUAAUGAAGAUAAAUGGAUAAUAACUGACUACAGCAAUGUAUAAUACGGCGAACUUAGCAAACGAGGAAAUUGUGGUUAGUGCAUUCAUUGAGGUAUAAAAGGAAACCGUUAAAGAAUCAAACGGAAUAAAAUAACAGUUCCUAUUUUUAGGUCCCUCCCCAUUUUGUUCAGUUUGCUUCUGUUUAAGAAAUGUUUUGCAGCAUAAUAGGAGUAAUUUUCAAAUACAGAGAUUCAUGGACCAUGUAUAGAGCCCCACAGUGGUGUUGUAAUACCCAUAAAAUCAGCCUCUGUUACAGUUAUUUGAAUAAUUCAAUGGAUGUUCUGUGCACAAAAGUGUCUUAUCAAUUUUCUAAUCAGUCUUCUCAAUGAAGCGAUCAAUGGAAAUGGUCUUUCUGGGCUUGACGUCAGUUAAACUGCAGUACAGAAAGCAAGAAUGUAGGAGCAAGUGGUUUCUUCCAGACCUGAACCCUGGCCCCUUGAAGUGGUUUCCUCUAGUUGCCACAGUAAAUAUUGGCAAUGCAAAAAAAUAUAUAUAAUAAUGAAAAUGUUAUUUUGGGGUUUAAAUUAAGUUUACCUGUGUCUUUUUUGGGGGGGUUAAUGUCACAUUUUAAGAAGAGAAAUUGUAGAAAUAGGUGGGGUUUAUGACUGUUGCUGUGGCAACGAGUGACGACUCCUUGAAGUGCAUGCUGGGGCUUCCGCUAUUCUUUCUGUUCCUCUGGAAAUGGCUGGUCUAAAACAACAACAACACUGAGACCCACUCGAACGCUUGCUUACAGCUGCACCACAGGGUCGGACAGGCCGCUUGCUUAAAUGAUCGUCACGCCUGCUCUGCGGUGUCAGACCCUGUAGUGCAAGCGUAAGGUGUGGGAUCUACUGGCUAACUUUUCCAAUUGGAAAAGGGGGGUUGUUUUUGUAAAGGAGUAUAACAGUCUUUGGGUGUAAAUUAGUUUUUGUCUGCGAGGGCAGACAGCACCCUAUACAAUUUUCAUGGAAAUUAAUUUCGUGAGAAGCAUACAAAAUACACAAUCAAUGGGGCGAGCGGUCGCAUUUGCAUUCGCUCUGCAUUCGCUCUGCAGCAUCUGUGGAACACUUCACUCGGUUGAUCAGUACCUGAACAUUAAACUGACAGACAUCAGUGUCACGGAUCCAGAGAAGUAUCCCCACAUGUUAUCGGUGAAGAACUGUUUCAUCCGAGGCUCUGUGGUGCGAUACGUCCAACUACCUGCAGACGAGGUCGACACUCAGCUGUUACAGGACGCUGCACGCAAGGAGGCACUGCAACAGAAGCAGUGAUGCUUUAACACGUGACAUCAUGGCUGGGGGGGGAGGGAGGGAUUUGGAAGAUGGACAGAUUAUGUUUUAGUUCGGUGUAAACAAUCCAAAAUUAAUUUAAUCUGUUUGCAUUAGAAGCCCCUGAUAUGUUUUCCUUGUUGUCUAGCCUGGUUUGCCACAUUGGUUUUGCAGUGCUUUAGUGUCACCUACCUCAAAUGCCAACUAAGGUCUCCCAGCACUUGAUACCCUACUGUUUUGUAAACAUUCGGACAACACUUCCUGUUUCCUAUACUAUACCGCGCCACUAUUGGUUGAUGUCAGAAAUGACCAGAUUCAGUUUGUUUUUUAUUUUAUUGUUGUCCUUGUGAAGCAGUAUCCAUAAUUUAAUAUAUUCUCCUUCUGAAGACUGUUCUUCUGCUCAGAUGGAGAAUAUUCUCUGCUUUUUCUUUUUAUAAAACCAGUUUUGAGUUUGUAUGACUCAUGUUAUUUGCAUCACCUUUUUGAUUUGUAGAUAAAAACCUUGUUUAAA